Messenger RNA from Pelobates fuscus (common spadefoot toad), 8156 nucleotides. RefSeq names its product periaxin (gene PRX). Gene Ontology annotation, biological process: regulation of RNA splicing. NCBI's taxonomy places the organism in Eukaryota, Metazoa, Chordata, Amphibia, Anura, Pelobatidae. Gene Ontology annotation, cellular component: nucleus; cytoplasm; costamere. The transcript has 7 exons. The record is from RefSeq and is a predicted model, not a curated record. Gene Ontology annotation, molecular function: protein binding. The coding region runs from base 327 to 6953 and encodes 2208 amino acids.
CCCCUGACAUUCAGUGACAGCUCACACUCAGUCCAGGAGAGAGCAGGGACAGGGGGGGGACACAGCACAUUCUGGGACUUGGAGCAGAGGAAGCAGCAUUGGAAAGACCUGUGUCCGGGAAAACAUUGGGACGCUCUGCAGAAAAAGUAAAAGAUAAGUUUAGUCCCCUGAAGCAAAGGUCUCCCCCCGCUGGCCGCCCCCAUCUGUCCCCAGAGGAAGUCAAAGACUCGGACCAAGCGGCGCAGAAGGAAAAGCUGCACGCAGAAUUGAAGAAAGUUCUGCAGCAGAAAGUACAGAGAGAAACCUGCGGAGAGAUCGACGCCAGGAUGGAGACUCACAUCAACAUCACAGAGGAAAAACUGAAAGCCUCUGAGAUGGUGGAAGUGAUAGUAGAGACUGAACCCCAAAGUGGCAUGAGUGGCAUCAGUAUCUCUGGAGGAGGUAGAGAAGGACUUUUCAUCUCAGACCUCCUAAAAGACUCUCCCGCUGCCAAAACCUUGCCUCUUUUAGAAGGUGACCAGAUCCUGAGCGCCCGUGUCUUUUUCGAAAAUGUGAAGUAUGAAGAUGCUCUGAGAAUCCUGCAGUGUGCUGAACAAUACAAAGUCUCCUUCUGCCUAAAAAGGACCGUGCCAUCAGCCGAUGUCACAGUGUCACCAACUUCUGGAAGUGUGGAGGUCAAGGGUCCAAAGGCAAAAAUGCCUAAAAUGACCGUUAAAAGCCUUACGCCGGUAAAGAAGAAAAAGAAGAAGGUUCCAAGUCAAGUAAAGGUUUCAGAAGAAGGUUCCAUGGAAGCUUUGAAAGGGUCUGAAAUAUCCGUGGGCAGCAUGGAGAUUCCACCUGUAGACGUUGAAUUCUCCUUUCCCAAAUUCUCCAAGCUUUUAAAAAUGAAAUCUGUGACUGAGACCAGCACUGUAACCAAGACAGCCGAGGUUACCACAAAAGCUUCCAAUGUGGAACAAAAAUGGGCAAAAAUUAAGUUUCCUCGUCUAAGAGUCAAAGAAGCAGCAGCAGGAGCUGUUUCUGUGGAAGUCCCUGAAAUCAAGACAUCAUUACCGAAAGGCAGUCCUGAUACAGAAGAAAAGGAUAAACCUGCCUCCAAGUUUGGAAUCUCUGUUCCUAAAAUUAAAAAACCUAAAGUAGAAGCCACAGUGUCAAAACCAGAAGUUGAACUUUCUGUUCCAAAGUUGGAGAUUGAAACCAAAACCCCACAAGUUGAACUUGAUAUACCUCUGCGAACAAUGAAGACUGAUACACAAGAGAUAUCAACAACAGAAAGUAUUAAAAUGGCUAUGAUGAAUGCUUCAGCCAAAAUUCCAGAUGUGGAAAUUAAAGUUCCAUCUUCCCACAUUGAGGUGGAGGCACCAGAUAUAAAAAUUAGCACACCCCAUGUGUCAACAGUUGGAAUUUGCACAUCAGUUUGUGAUAAGAAAUCAGACAUCACUGUUGAAGUAAAACCCAAAACAGAGAUUACAUUUCCCACUGUGGAAAUUGCCCCACCUAAACUUGACAUGGACUUGGGCCUAGCAAAACCUGAAGGUGUGGUUGUAGAUGAGCCAACUGGAAGUGCUGUGAAAGGUUUCCAAAUAAAACUGCCAACGUUUGGCAAGUCUGCAAAAACCUCCACUGCUGAGAUGGAAGUCUCUCCCCCCAAAAUAAAAAAAGAUAUUGAGGUGAAAGCAUUUGAAGAUAGGUUUAAAAUGCCUUCUAUAAAAACUCCAGAAAUUGGAAUUUCUUUCCCCACAGGCAAACUGGAAGGCGAUAGUCCUGAUGGAAAACAAAAAUUGUCCAUGAAAAUGCCAUCCUUGGAUGUUUCCGCUCCUAAAGUUGAUAUUUUUUUACCCAAGGCAAACUUAGAUUUAGAUAUCUCUGGAGAAACUGGAAUUCCAGAUGUAACAUUGAAGAUGCCUAAAGCCAGUCCUCCUAAAAUUGGAAUGAAAGUUAAAGACGCCUAUGCAGACUCUAUGAAGAUUAAAGGUGACAUCCCACAGGUGGACUUGAAACAUGAUCAGAUUGAAGCUGAACUCUCAGUUGGAAUUCCAGAUGUGACCUUCAAGCUGCCUAAAGUAGGCCUUUCCAUACCUGGAGAAAAGAUAGAAGCACGAGAAAUUCAUGAUGAAGUCACAACAGGAAAACUGGAAAGUGAGGGGCAGGAUUUCAAACUGAGAGGGCCUAAAAUUAAAUUGCCGAGUUUUGGACUUUCACCAUCCAAAGAUAAGCCUGAUAUACCACACCCUGAAUUGGAAAUUUCAGACAAAGAAUCUAAAUUACAGUCUGAGGGUAAAGUAGCAUUUUCUUCGAUAAAGGUGCCGUCACUUGCUAUUUCAUUGCCAAAAGUACCAGACAUUCAACCAGGGAAACUGGAAGUCACUGUACCCACAACCAAAGUAGAUAUCAAAGCACCAGACUUGGAAGGUGCCAGUAAGUAUGACCUGAAGUUGAAAAUGCCCAAAGUAUCUUUACCCCAGUUGGAAGUGUCUACAAAAGUUGAAAAACCUCAAGUAUCACCCCCAAAAAUUGGUAUUCAUAUGCCAAAGAUAGAGUCAAAAGUUAAAGAAGGGGACCUGACAGAGAAGGGGGAUAAAUUCACUCUUCCAAAACUAGAUAUUUCAGUUCCCAAGAUAAAACCUGCUGAAGUUGACAUAACCCCACCAAAAGCAGAUUUUGACAUUUCUGUAGAGAAGCCCAAAAUAGGACUGAAGGCUCCAAAAGUGGGAUCUGAUGCAAUUGCCUUUGAUGGGGAGAUUGGGGAUUCAAAAUUGGGUUUUCCAUCUGUCAAAAUACCAUCACUUGAGAUAGACACACCAAAGUUUGACAUUGAUUUCAAUUUGCAGAAAGUCAAACUGGAGGGAUCAGAUGUUCUUAUUGAACAACCAGACAGCAAUGUGCAGAUGCCAAAAAUUACUUUCCCUAAGCUUACUGAUGUGACCAAAGAAAUGUCUGUUGAAAUUAAUGUUCCAAAGAUCACUAGUGACAUCUCUUUACCAAGAGCUAGCACAGAAAUGAAGAGGCCUGAAUUUGGAGGCGUGGAUCUUUUUGACAGAGGAGCAAAGAUAAGCCUGCCGAAAAUUGAGAUAGGAUUAGGAAAGCCCUCAGAUGAGGAAACAUCUGACAUUAAGCUCCCAAAAGUGAAACUAGAAGGGCCAGAUGUAGAGGGCAUAGAAGCUAAACUGAAACUACCAUCCAUGAAGAUGCCUUCCGUUGCCAUUACAGCACCAAAGGUACCAGAUGUUGACAUUGAUGCAAGUUUGCCAAAGGUUGGCAUAGAAGGAUUAAGCAAAGAAGAAGUGACAGGAGAAUUGGCCACUGAUAGUGAGAUUAAAUUGAAAACAUCAAAGUUUUCUCUCCGCAAACUUGGAAUUUCUGGACCCAAAUUUAAAAAAGGUGGGGAGGCAGAUAUUAAAACAUCUCCUCUGGAUGGAGUAGGAGAAAUCUCAGUUAAGUCUCCAAAGAUGAAAAUGCCAAAAUUUGGGAUUACUUUCCCCAAAUCAAAGCAAGAAGCUGAUGUGGCCAUUUCUAAACCAGCUCUAGAAAUGGAUACAAAAACAAAGAAGGCAAAGGCAGCAGUAUCAGUUGGUCAAAUCGAUGCCCAUUCUGAAGGGAAGGUAAAGCUUCCUUCGGUCACACUUCCCACGGUAGAUAUCUCAGCACCAAAAUUAGAAGUAGAUAUUGCAAUUCCAAAAGGAGAAACUUCUCACACUGAGCAUAAACCUUCCGAUAUCAGUAUUGACAUACCAGAAGUGAAACUCAACCUGCCGAAAUUUUCAAUGCCAAAAUUUGGAAGCAAGAGCAAAGGAAGUGAUGUUGAUGUGGAGAUGGAAAACACCAAAUUACACGGCAAAGUUGCUACAGCUAAAUUGUCUGGUGGUACAGAUACUUCCUCAGAUGGAGGCAGCUCCAAUGGGAAGGGAAAGGGGAAAAUGAAAAUGCCUGCAAUAAAAAUGCCUUCAUUUGGAAUUUCAAAAAAAGAAGCAGAUGUUUCUGACAUCAAACUGGAAGUCAGCCCUCCUGAAGUUAAACUAAAGAAAGCAAAAGAAGCUGUAAAAGAAACCAAAGUGGAGGUAGAUAGCAAAGAAAGUGAUGGAAAAACAUCUUUCAUAAAAAUGCCCACCUUUAAAAUGUCACCUCCCAAAGUCAAAACACCUGAUUUAGAACUUGCUGUAAAAGGUUCUAAAGAAGACCUUCACUUACCUGAUAUUCAAGUCAAAGUUCCCCAAGUUGAAUUGCCUUCUUUUGGGAUAAAAAGUGAGAAAUCAGCAGAUGUCACUUUGCCAAAAGCAGAAGCAAAAUUAUCAGGAAGGAUCAGCGGCCUAGAUAUUGGUGAAAAAAUAAGAAUACCAUCACUUGGAACCUCCACACUACAGGAAGUGCCAUCAUUGCAGAUUUCUGUCCCGUGUAUUAAACCUGAGCCUUGUAUCUCUUCACCAAAGGCGGAAGUGGAUGUUUCUGAUGCAGAUAUCAAAGCAUAUGAAGGAGACUUAAAAAUACCUAAACUUCCAUCAGUCUCUGUUCCAAGUCUGGAAUUAGAUAUUGGUUUACCCAAACCCACCUCAGAAGUUGAAUUUGCCCUAGAAAAGUCAGACAUGAAAUUGAAGAUGCCAAAAGUCGAACUGCCAAACUUUGGAGAAUAUGGCCGAACUGUUGAUGCCAAAGUGGACACUGAAGUCAGUAAAUAUAAAACCGGUGAAGCAGAAGCAAAGAUCAAGGGAUCUAAAAUAAAAAUGCCUCACUUUGAUAUUUCUUUGUCAAGAGGCAAAUCAGAUGAAGAAGGCAUACCAUUUAUUGAAGGAGAGUUGAAGAUGCAUGGAACAGAGCUGGAGACAUCCACAUCAGAGGGAAGGUUUAGUAUGCCAUCUGUAGAGUUGCCCAAAAUAUCCACUCCCAAAAUUAGAGCUCCAGAACUGGACCUUGAAGUCAGCCUUAGCAAGGAUGGUUCAAAAACUGGAGACCACGCAAAGACACAUGGAGCUGAUGUAGCCCUCCCUGAUGUCGGACUUCCUGAUUUAAAAUUAAAAAUGCCAAAAGUAAAAUUACCUAAAUUUGGUGGCUCCAAUGUUGAUGAAGAAACCACCAAAUUGGAUGUUAAGGCUGUCAAAACUGAAGAGAUUGAAGACUCAGGGAAAAUGGGCUUCAAAAUAAAAAUGCCUAAGCUUCAAGUGGGCCCUAUGAAAGGUAGAGAUGAUGGCUCUGUAGAAAUGGAAGGUGACCACAAAAAGACAGUAAAAGAUGUUGCAAAGACUUCAGAUCAUGAGGAUUCUGAAAACAGCAGAAGGUUUAAGAUCAAGAUGCCCUCAUUUGGAAUUUCGAAAGAAGGCACUGGUGCUGCAACAGAAUCCUUGCAUCCAACCGAAGAAGGAGGUGAACUGAAAUUUAAAAUGCCUAAAAUCUCCAUUCCUGAUGUUGGAUUUUCAGGAAGUGAAACUGAAGGUGACAUUUCUUUGGAAAGUGGUCAGACCAAGGCUCUAAGUGCAGAUUCCAAGGUAAAAGUCCCCAAAUCAUCCAGUCUUGAGAAUUUAGAAAUAGAUGUGGGUCUCAAGAUGCCCAAAAUCAAGAUGCCAACAAUUGGCAUGCCAGGUUGGAAGUCAGAUGAUGAUAUGAAUGUUUAUCUGGAAGAAGAUUUAGAAGGAAGGAAAUCUGCCUUCAAGAUGCCAGAUGUGGAAAUAUCCACUCCAAAGAUCAAAGCACAUGCCGAAUAUAAUGUGGAUGGAGCAAAACUAGAAGACAGUUGGUCGAAGGAGAUGGAGACAGAAUUGAUUAGUACCAAAAAGGCCAGCAAAGACCAUGGUACAACAGAGGAAGAAUCUGGGAAGAAAUACAAAGUAAAGCUACCCAAGUUUGGAAUAAGCUUGCCAAAACCUAUUCCAGGUGAUGUGGAACUAACAACACCAAAGAUAAAAUCGAGUGUCAAAGAAGCAGAAAUCAGUGUAAAGACUCCAAGUUCUGACCAUGAAUCAGACCAACAUGAGGGAAAGAAAAGCCGAAGAAAUAUUUUUUCACUAGGAAAGAACAAGGAGCGAAAUGCAGCUCUUUUAACAUCAGAUGCAGAUAUCACCUUAGAAGGUGAAGGCCCAGAACUGAAGAUCAAGAUGCCAAAAAUAAAGAUGAAGCCAUCCUUUGGAAGAGGUAAAACCAAAGGGGCAGAAGUAAAUGGGGAGUUAGAUGCUUCUGCUAGUGGAGAUACUGAUGCAGAAUUGAGUCCUGAGGGCAAGUCCUCAAAGAAAAAGUUCCCCAAGCUAGGAUUUUCUUCUUCUAAAGGAAAUGCAGGGGAUGUUAGUGUUAAUGGCACAAGUUCAUCUGGCCGCCCAAAUGAUGACCAUGAGGUGAAUGGAUCGCAGGACAGUGUAGCAAAAAUGGGAAAACUCAAAAUGCCCAAGCUGGAAAUUUCCACUCCACACAAGGGCAAAGAAUCUGAUGUGGAAAUGAAUUUAAAGUUGGUCAAGGGUGAGGACCAAGAUUACAAAGAGGAAAGUCACGAAAGCUCCUUUACAUCUAAAUUUAAGUCUUUUUCAGGCUUUAAGAAGAAAGAAAAGGGUGAGGAACACCUUAGUAGUUCUCCUGCCAAAACAGAUGUGGAAACCAAGGGGGAAGGAGAUGCAAAAUCAGGGAGGUCGAAAAUUUCUCUGGGGUUUCUGUCAAGUAAAUCCAAAGGGGAAUAUACAGUGGACAAUAGCGGGAUUGAGAAGGACACUGAAGGGGAAAGUAGUAAAGAAAAAAAAUAUAAAAUACCCAAAUUAUCUCUCAGUCCCAAACCAGAGACAGAGAUAUCAACACAGACAAGUGAAAUCACACAGGAGGGCUGCCAAGAAGGGUUCACAAUUGGCAUGCCGAAGGUGGGAUUCACAACCCACCAUGAGGAACAUACAGUAGAAGAAAAGGUUGCUGGAGGCUUCUUGAAAAUCACAACGACAAAGCAAAUCAAGACAGAGACUGUAACAGAAAAAACACUGUCCAUAUAGAUGAGACAAUUGACUACUCAGUCAAGAACUUUUUAUCGCAACAGUGCUAAUUUGUUACAGGCUGUGGACGCAGCCUUAAUGCUCUUACUCAUUCUCUAUCUUUCAUUUUCAAAGAACAGCGGCCUUGGAAAAAGUCAAAAGAGAGGUGAUACUUUUUUUUUCUGUGUGUGUUUGCGAGUAGCCUUUAUUUAUUUAAAACAAGCUGCUCCGCAUAUCGUACAUGUGGACAUGGGGGGAUUAGACUGGGAGGGUGGAAGUAUCUUUUGGGUUGGUGAGACCUUAGCAUGAGCUUUGCUUCCAAGUUCUUGAUGAAAUUCUCAACGCACCAAAUCAGAUUUUACAAUGUAAAAAUCAAACACAGAAAGCCUUUUAUAGAGUCAGGGGGAAGUAUGAUUUGCGUAUUCACUUUAAAAACUGUAAAUAUCAAAUGCAAAUAUGUACCAUUUUACUGGAGGAAAGUGAUUGGGUUGGAAAUGUGAUAAUGGAGGUCAGAAGGUUCAAAAUAGACAAAAGAGGAAAAAAAAUGUUCAAAGAGAACACCGAUUGAUGACUGAUCACCUGAAAGAAACAGGACGAGACAUUUCUUUAUUGUCUUCCCUCUCGUUGUGUUAUUUACUAGAGUGAGAAUCGAAAGUGAAUUUCAAAUUUAAAGUCAGAGUAACCGAACUCAAAAAAAUGCAUAGCUGACUUAGAGAAUGUUUUUAGUUCAGCAAAUUAAACUUUAAAUUUGAAAUCCACUUUGAAUUCUCACCUUAGUGAAAAGCCUGGUAAGUUUCUUUGAUGAUCGUCUUCUAAGCUGAACUUGAUCGAGGUCCUGGCCAUGGUGGUCCACCACCCUCUUCAACCAUGAUUGUUCUAGGACAGAUGGAGACUAAAUAUUUUACCCUCAUUUAUUCAGAAAUAAAGCCAUAUUAUGCACACUGCUGUAACCACCACAACUAUCUAACCAAGAACAGGCAGUCUGUUAGACCACAUAUACAGUGUCCUUGUCAGUUGACCAUGACAAUCGAGAACCAUUUAUUUAGGGAAUGAAUAAAAUACUGAUGGGUCAGCUGUUAUGUUUUACUUGUGAAUUUACUUACUGGCAAUCCUCUAGAACCCAAAAUGUGGGCAAUUCACUAAAAAUCAGACAUGGCGAAACUUAAGAUUCUAAUAAUGUAUUGUGAAACUUGUGAGCUAACACUUACUGCGGUGCUCAGUAAC